AUGUCUGUGCAGGUCCCUGUAACCCAUGAUGUCACAUACCUGUCACCAUGCCCAGGCCUUCCUACCCAAUUAGCAGCCAUCAUGGCAGUCCCCCCACCUGUCAACUGCAUUGCAUAUAUAUCGCCCUUCACGGCGCCUGACAACAGGCUUCCCAUUAAUACAGCUCUUCCCUCGAGCGAAAAACAAAAGCCCACGGUCAUCAAGUUGGUCUACACUAUUACAAAUAAGGCUAGUAUCACGCCAGGAGUUAGCAUGCUUCCUGCUCAAACAGAAAGCUGCUUUGCAUACUGCACAAGAAACAUCCCUGUACAAGGUGCCAGACCAGGUGUCCCUUGUGCGAAAGUUGGCAUUUGGUCCACGUUGUCCUCCAGCUUCAUGGCAUUUUGUGCCCUGCUCUUUUUCGCCUACCUGGUAGACUUGGCUUCCUUCAUUCCAUCCCCGAUGCUAGGUUUUUGCAGUUUGACUUCGUUAUCUUGGUCAAGGCAUGAUGCUGGCGACGACAAUUGUCUUGUGCAUUUUCUGCAAUGCCCUGUGCCGACAAUAACAAUCUUACCAUAUAACAUCUCCUCCUCCACCCCAUCUGCAUGCUCGCACUCCUCCCGGCUGGUCCGAUGCAGCAUGAUGGUCUGGGGUGCUUCUGGUAACUCUGUUAGUGGGAGCGACGGUACUUCUACUACACAAGCAACACAGUAUUUCAGUGCUACCUCUGGCAGUGCACUCUUGCCUUCCCUUGACACUGAUACCAAUAUCCAGUCUUCUGCUAGCUCAGGCAAUACCCAGUUGUCUUUGGUUAAUCUCGAAGCCCACAUCAUUAGUAUAGUGCGGCGCCACUUAGCAGAUUUCCAGGGGCCGAUGGAUGAGAAAUUCUGCGAUGAUAUUGAAUGUGUAACUGCGGAUGCCAUUGGUUUAGCUUUUGGAAUCAUGCAGAGCUUUCUGAAGUUGCUCCCCCACAUAAUGACAACUCCUGCUGAUUCCACCCAGGCCAAGAUGGUGUAUCAGCAGGUCUGGCGUGUCAUAGUGGUAGUGGAGCAAGAAAUGAGCCCCAUGAGCCGUCAGACCUCUUUAGAGAAUAGAAAGGAGCUAUGUAGGGCGCAGUCACCCCAGUCCAGCCAGAUGUCUGCUCAGGAUACACCCAAAUCGCCUCGGCCACAGUUGCCUGAUCAGGAUACACCCAAAUCGCCUCGGUCACCAAAGACAUCAGACUCCUCACUCACCAGCCUCGAGUCUAUUGAGCUUACCACUAAAAUUCGGAAACCACCUGGCGAGGUAGGCCACCCAGGAAGGGGUGGAUACAACCUUGAGGAGCACUUGCGAUGGAGUGACGAUGAGAUGCAUAAACUCAAGGUAUGUAAGACCUGGCAGCGAGUCAUCCACACUGCAGUGAAGAAGUAUCUCGAUACAACGAAAAGCAGGAGCUACCAGGAUUUCAAGGCUGUUCAGAAAGUCACAGGCAUUGUAGGCCAGGCAAUGGUUCCCACGACUCGAGGACUACGAGCACUGUUGGCCUGUUAUCAAUAUGAUCCACCUUUGUCUCAAGUACCUUUCAUCAAGGCACCGGCAAAAGAUAAGAAGAGACUCCUCACCCGAGUGAACUGUCUGACUCGAACUGUAGAGCACGUGAUAACAUUGAAAUUUCCAUGGCACGGUUAUAUCAGCGUAGUCUUUGCGAAGACGAAUUUCAAUAAUAUGAGUGUAGAUGAAGAUAUAAUAAAAUUCAUAUGCCUGAGGAAGCAACAAUAUGACGUGGCAUUCAAUAAAGAUAAGCACAAAGUCCCUAUAACCCAUGAUGUCGCAUACCUGUCACCACACACAGUUGUGUAUCGACCAGUGGCAGUUGUUCUUAUGCUACUCCAUAGUGCCAGCCUGUUGGCGGCCUUGUUCUCAACUCAUCGGAGGAUGAACAGCGCUUGGCAGGGUCUGUGUUUCAUUGCAAAUAUUCCUCUACUGCUUCAUUUGUAUGACUACAUAGUGGCAUAUGUUGCUGUUAUGCCUGCCUCACCCAUCCUGAAGUGGUGCACCUGCGAAGAAUGUGUCAGGGAAAAUGGCAGGGGUGUUCUCAUGGACUCCCAUUAUAGAACUCUUCCGGAACACGUACUUGAAUCAUCAGAAUUAGCCUCUCCUUCAGAUGCCCUAGCUAGCCAUUUAGUGGCUCUUACCAUCACCGAUGAUGGUCCGAACUCCAUGUCCCGUGCUUCUAAAAUGUGGAACUCCUGUGAGGAAUUCCAGCAGAUGGGAGCCACUGCUGACAUCCUGGCUGGUCCGCGAAACCCUAUUUCUAUCACUUCCGGUAUCACCCAAUCUCUCCACCAUCUCAUGAAUACAUCGAGCUUCUCCUGCGCCCCCAUGAGUGCUCAGCCACCAUUAUCGACUGCCAAAGCCAUUCCACAUGAUACCCAUCCUCAGAUCAGGAAUGUUUGUCAGCAAACUAGCAGGGCUAUGAAGGUUUUAUCAAAUAUUGACUCCCGAAUACAAAGAUGUUCCCACCUUCUGCUGGAUGGACAAAGUUUUACUACCAUCAGCAGAGAACUUAGUCUGCUCCACCAGGCAACCAACGACAUAAAGUGCCGUGCCAAUUGCAUAGUUGCGUGCAAGAGAGUGGUCAUCAAAACUAUGGAUGAGCUAGAAUCCAUACUCAAAAGUAGGCCUGUGACACCAUCCCCUGAAGACUUUCAGCCUGUACCUUUUGUGGCCGAUGACCAAUAUUGCUCUCCCAUCAAUCAUAUGGACACUAUCGCACAAGUCACACUGGUCAUUGGUGUCAUCUGCAGUAUAGUAAUGGAUGUCGGUACUCGGGCAGGCAACUUUAUCAUGAACACCCUUUCCCUUCUACUGUUCCCUUGCCUUCAAGGAUACCAGUGGACAGCUUAG
This is a messenger RNA of Pisolithus orientalis, 2868 nucleotides long. RefSeq lists its product as uncharacterized. The record is from RefSeq and is a predicted model, not a curated record. The coding region runs from base 1 to 2868 and encodes 955 amino acids. NCBI's taxonomy places the organism in Eukaryota, Fungi, Basidiomycota, Agaricomycetes, Boletales, Pisolithaceae. The transcript is spliced from 27 exons.